AGACAAAAAAUAUUCAUACGAACACUCUUGAAAAUCUACUGUGUAUGGCCAGCUUUUAUUUUACUGGGGCUUCUCCUCGAUCAUAAAGGUGAUUACCGUAUUUUUUGCUCCAUAAGACACACUUUUUCCCCCCCACAAAAUGGGGGAAUAUGUCUGUGCGUCUUAUGGAGCGAAUAUAGAGCGGCCGACCUGGUAUUCCCCCGUCACCGCCGCCAUGUUAGAAUACCGGGCCGGCCGCUCAGCUCUUCUGUGCAGCAGAACCUGUUCCUCAGUCCUACCUGUUCCUCGGUCCAGCGGUGUCCUCACCGUCUUCUCUCCCUGGCACCGGCAUUUUUAAUGUGGGCACCCAGCUGUGACAGCUUGUGGCUUCAGAGCCGGGUGCCCACUGCGCAUGCGCGAGAAGCACUGCACUUUGUGAAUAGCCCUGUAGUCUUCUGGGACCUGUCACAUGUCCCAGAAGACUAUGGGGAGGGAGGGAAGGCAACUCCGCGGAAGUGGGAGCGGGUACCUUCUCUGGUCAUCUCCUGUACUAUGUCUGCAGCCUUUGUUCAUCUCCUGUACUAUGUCUGCAGUCUCUGGUCAUCUCCUGUACUAUGUCCGCAGUCUCUGGUCAUCUCCUGUACUAUGUCCGCAGUGUCUGGUCAUCUCCUGUACUAUGUCUGCAGUCUCUGGUCAUCUCCUAUACUAUGUCCGCAGUGUCUGGUCAUCUACUGUACUAUGUCUGCAGUCUCUGGUCAUCUCCUAUACUAUGUCCACAGUCUCCGGUCAUCUCCUGUACUAUGUCUGCAG
Staurois parvus is the source of this 789-nucleotide messenger RNA. NCBI's taxonomy places the organism in Eukaryota, Metazoa, Chordata, Amphibia, Anura, Ranidae. The record is from the annotation of a GenBank genome assembly.